This is a messenger RNA of Hemiscyllium ocellatum (epaulette shark), 747 nucleotides long. RefSeq names its product claudin-18-like. Lineage: Eukaryota; Metazoa; Chordata; Chondrichthyes; Orectolobiformes; Hemiscylliidae. The transcript has 5 exons. Bases 1 to 747 code for a protein of 248 amino acids. The record is from RefSeq and is a predicted model, not a curated record. Gene Ontology annotation, molecular function: structural molecule activity. Gene Ontology annotation, biological process: bicellular tight junction assembly; cell adhesion. Gene Ontology annotation, cellular component: plasma membrane; bicellular tight junction.
AUGGCUACCACAAUGUGCCAGUGUUUGGGCUUUGGCAUCUCGGCCCUAGGUUUCGCUGGGACCAUCGUUGCCACCGCGUUGAACAUGUGGAGCACACAGGACUUGGGCCAGGAUCUGGUGACCUCGAUUUACAAAUACAUGGGUCUGUGGAAAACGUGCAUGCAGCAGACAUCCGGCUACACGGAAUGUCGCCCCUUCUACACUGUCCUGGGGCUUCCAGCCACGUUCCAGGCCGUCCGUGCGCUUAUGAUCGUCGCCAUUGUGCUCGCUUUAAUCGGUUCCGGUGUCUCCAUCGUAUCCCUCAAGUGCAUUCGACUGGGAAGCAUGGACGAUGCUUCAAAGGCCAACCUAACGCUCACAUCCGGGAUCCUGUUUAUUGUUGCAGGAGUUUGUUGUAUAGCUGGCGUAUCGAUCUACGGCAACAUGUUGGUGACAAACUUCUGGGAGGCAAACAUGUCAAUGCUUGGGAAUCAAGGGUCAGUUCAGCAGAGGUACACAUUCGGCUCGGCCUUGUUUAUAGGCUGGGUUUCUGGAGGCCUGCUUGUUAUCGGUGGAAUAGUGAUGUGUAUCGCCUGUCGAGGUCUGGUCCCUGAGGAAACGGGCUACAAAGCCAGCACACACCACGACACGGAAAUGACCCACAUUAGGAAGAGCUACCCUGAUGACAUUGAAUCAAAGAAAUCCGGAUAUAACCGCAAUACCGAGGACUCCAGACGUGCUGCACCCGGGAAAUACGACUAUGUGUAA